GAGGGGUCCUCACAGACAGACCAGCCCCGUGCUCUCAGUUACUUACCUGCCUCCUCCUCUAUUUUCUCUCCUUAGCGCGCAGACUCUCCAGUAUCCACGAGGGCCCAGGGAUCUUGUCUGCUUCACUUGGUCCCUGAAUUCUCGAACCUAGAACCGGGCGAGGCACAAGGACUGCAGAGGUGCUGCCAUGGGGCUUAAGCUGUCCUGCCUGAAAGGCUUUAAAAUGUGUGUCAGCAGCAGCAGCAGCAGCCACGACGAGGCCCCCGUCCUGAGCGGCAAACACCUGGACGUGCCCAACAUCAUCAUCACCCCCCCGACCCCCACGGGCAUGACCCUGCCAAGAGACUCGCGGCAGUCAGUCUGGCCGGAGGAGACGGGGUCAUACCAGGAGGACGGAGAAACAGACCCUGAAGCCUGAGGUAGAGGCACGUGGCAGGGAUUUGUCUGAGGGGCUCCUGCCCGGCCGCCCCCUCCAGGUGCCCCAGGGAGAUGUGGCUGCUGGGACCGAUGUGCUGAGAGGGCCAGAAGGGAAAAUGGAGUGAUUCCGACUCCCGGCAGGGGCGAGCCACGCUGGACCAGAAGAGGUGUGGCAAGAUGAGCAAGGAAUCAGCCCCACUGCUUCCGGAACAGUCUUCCUGGGGCCCCAUUGUGGGGACCAGCCCUCCAGCGCCCACAUGCCCUUGCUGGCCCCGGUGUGGGGGAAAGGGGAGAGACCUUCCCUGCAGACCCCUGGGGAGGACGUGCACCCUCAGCACCCUGCACCAGGCACCUGUGUUCCAUGUCAACACAAACAACUUGCAAGAGGAGCACCUCCGUUUUUUACAAAUUGUCUUAUGGAUCUCAAAACAGCCCAAAAAGUGGUUUGUAAUUUCUUUUUGCAUAAUAAAUAAAAGUCCUUUGUAAGGGAA
This is a messenger RNA of Choloepus didactylus (southern two-toed sloth), 908 nucleotides long. RefSeq names its product chromosome 22 C16orf74 homolog (gene CLMB). The coding region runs from base 188 to 418 and encodes 76 amino acids. NCBI's taxonomy places the organism in Eukaryota, Metazoa, Chordata, Mammalia, Pilosa, Megalonychidae. The record is from RefSeq and is a predicted model, not a curated record. The transcript has 4 exons.